Gasterosteus aculeatus aculeatus (three-spined stickleback) is the source of this 6870-nucleotide messenger RNA. Lineage: Eukaryota; Metazoa; Chordata; Actinopteri; Perciformes; Gasterosteidae. The record is from RefSeq and is a predicted model, not a curated record.
UGUUGGUCCUCAUUCCUCCAGCGGAGCAACGACGAGAACGGGAACUGCUCGGGGGAAAGCAUGGAGUUCCCCACCACCAACCUGUACGAGCUGGAGAGCCGGGUCUUCACCGACCACUGGUCCAUUCCGUACAAGAGGGAGGAGUCCCUGGGGAAGUGUCUCAUCGCGUCCACCUGCCUGGCCCGCCACGGUCUCGCUGACGCCGACGAGAACUGCAAGCGCUUCACGGACCGCUGCAUGCCGGAGGCCUUCAAGAAGCUGCUGACCAGCAGCGCCGUGCACAAGUGGGGCACCGAGAUCCACGAGGGCAUCUACAACAUGCUGAUGCUGCUGGUGGAGCUGGUGGCGGAGCGGGUGAAGCAAGACCCGGUGCCUGUGAACCUGAUGGGAGUCCUGACUACGGCCUUCAACCCGGAUAACGAGUACCACUUUAAGAACCGCAUGAAGGCCUGUCAGAGGAACUGGGCCGAGGUGUUUGGAGAGGAGGCCAACAUGUUCGCCGUCUCCCCGAGCAACGCCUAUCAGAAAGAGCCUCACGGCUGGCUGGUGGAUCUGGUGAACCGAUUCGGGGAGCUGGGAGGAUUCACGGCCAUCCAGGAGAAGCUCAACGCGGACGAAAUCGAGAUCGCUUGUGUGUCGGCUCUGGUUCAGCCCCUCGGAGUCGCUGCUGAAUAUCUGAACUCCAGCCUCGUCCAGCCCAUGCUUGACCCCGUUAUCCACAAGAUGAUCACAUACGUGCAGAACCUGGAGGAAAAGGACCUCAAAGACAAGCGGCUGGUGAGCAUCCCGGACCUGCUGUCGGCCAUCAAGCUGCUGUGCAUGCGCUUCCAGAGGGAGCUGGUCACCGUGGUGGACGACCUCCGGCUGGACACCCUGCUGAGGAUGCUCAAAACGCCCCACUUCUCCACCAAGAUGAACUCCCUCAAAGAGGUGACAAAGCUGAUCGAGGAGAGCACGGUGUCGAAGACGGUGAAGAACGCCAUCGACACGGAUAAGCUCCUGGACUGGCUGGUGGAGAACUCGGUCCUGUCAAUAGCACUGGAGGGUAACAUCGACCAGGCUCAGUACUGCGAGCGGAUCAAAGGAAUCAUCGAGCUGCUGGGCAGCAAACUGUCGCUGGACGAGCUCUCCAAGAUCUGGAAGAUCCAGGCGGGCCAGUCGUCCACUGUGAUAGAAAACAUCCACACCAUCGUCGCUGCUGCCGCCGUCAAGUUCAGCUUCGACCAGCUCACCCACCUCUUCGUCCUCAUCCAGAAGAGCUGGGAGGUGGAGAGCGACCGCGUGAGGCAGAAGCUGCUCAGCCUGAUCGGGAGGAUCGGCAGGGAGGCUCGCUCUGAAACCACCACGGGAAAGGUGCUGGAGGUGCUGUGGGAUCUGGCCCACCUCCCCAGUCUGCCCACCAGCCUGGUCCAGCAGGCGCUGGAGGAGCACCUGGGCAUCCUGAGCGACGCCUACGCCGUCAAGGAGGCGGUGAAGCGCGGCUACAUCAUCAAAUGCAUCGAGGACAUCAAGAAGACUCACUCUCAGGAGGACGCUGGAGGCAGCGACUCUCAGAGCUCUUUUCUUGCUGCCACUUGGGGCAAGAAGAAAGGGAACUCUGUGGCCAAAGCCUCUCAGCAGAGCAGUCCUCAGGCGGUCUGGGUGGUUCCUGCUCUCCGUCAGCUGCACGAGAUCACGCGUUCCUUCAUCAAGCAGACCUAUCAGAAGCAAGACAAGAGCAUCAUCCAGGACCUGAAGAAGAACUUUGAGAUCGUGAAGCUGAUCACGGGCUCCCUGGUGUGCUGCCAUCGGCUGGCCGUGACCGCGGCGGGAACCAACGGCCUCUCUGGCUCCACCCUGGUGGACGGGCGCUACACCUACCAGGAGUACCUGGACAGCCACCUGCGCUUCCUGGCCUUCUUCCUGCAGGAGGCCAGCCUCUACCUGCUGUGGAACCGGGCCAAGGAGCUGUGGGAGUGCCUGGUCUCCGGGCCGGACGUCUGCGAGCUCGACCGCGAGAUGUGUUUUGAGUGGUUCACCAAAGGACAACACGACCUGGAGAGCGACGUCCAGCAGCAGCUCUUCAAGGAGAAGAUCCUGAAGCUGGAGCCCUACGAGAUCACCAUGAACGGCUUCAAUCUGUUCAAGACCUUCUUUGAGAACGUUAAUCUGUGCGACCAUCGCCUCAAGCGCCAGGGAACCCAGCUGUGCGUGGAGCGCCUCGACCUGGCGGGGAUGGAUUUUAUCUGGCGCAUCGCUAUGGAAACCCCCGAUGAAGAGAUAGCCAACGAGGCGAUCCAGCUCAUCAUCACAUACAGCUACACCAACCUCAACCCCAAGAUGAAGAAGGACUCCGUCUCUUUGCACAAGAAGUUCAUCGCCGAUUGUUACAAGCGACUCGAGGCGGCCAGCUCGGCCCUCGGCGGACCCACUCUGACGCACGCCGUUACCCGGGCAACCAAGAUGCUGACUGCCACCGCCAUGCCGACGGUGGCCACGUCUGUGCAGUCACCAUCCAGGUACAGAGGGGGGUUUGGAUCCACCAAGCUGGUGAUCAUCGAGAGACUGCUGCUGCUGGCUGAGCGCUACGUCCUCACCAUCGAGGACUUGUACUCGGUCCCUCGCACUAUUCUACCUCACGGGGCCUCGUUCAACGGACACCCCGUCACCCUGCACGUCACCUACGAGUCAACCAAAGACACCUUCACCUUAGAGACCCACAGUAAUGAGACCAUAGCGAGCAUCCGCUGGAAGAUAUCGGAGCACCUGAGCUGUCCGGUGGACAACGUCCAGAUCUUUGCCAAUGACAGCGUGUUGACCAUGAACCGGGACCAGAAGCUGCUCUCCCAGCUGGGCUUCAGCGACGAGCAGACCCUGACCGUGAAGAGCUCGGGCACCGGCACUCCCUCCGGCAGCUCCGAGUCCUCGGCGUCGGCCUCCAGCAGCUCCAGCUCCGCCGUCUUCAACUCGGCCUACGCGCUGGAGCAGGAGAAGUCUCUGCCCGGAGUGGUGAUGGCUUUGGUGUGCAACGUGUUUGAGAUGCUCUACCAGCUGGCUAACCUCGACGAGACCAGGAUCACCCUCCGCGUGAGGAAGCUGCUGCUGCUGAUCCCAACAGAUCCUGAAGUGCAGGACGCGCUCGACAACUUCGUUCCCAAAGAAUCCAGCGUCUGGAGCCACCAGAAGACACUGUUCCAGGCCACAGGCUCUCGUUCCCCGUCCAUGUCCUCCAAGCAGCAGCACCAGCCAAGUGCUGCCUCCAUCCUGGAGUCCCUCUUCAGGUCCUCGGCCCCGGGCAUGUCCACCUUCAGAGUGCUGUACAACCUGGAGGUGCUGAGCUCGAAGCUCAUGCCCACGUCGGACGAUGAGAUGGCGAAAACCAGCAGCAAGUCGUUCUGUGAGAACUUCCUCAAAGCCGGAGGCCUCAGUCUGGUGGUGAAUGUGAUGCAGAGAGACUCCAUCCCCUCUGAGGUCGACUACGAGACCAGACAGGGAGUCUACUCCAUCUGCCUUCAGCUGGCCAGGUUCCUUCUGGUUGGCCAGAGCAUGCCUUCGGUGCUGGACGAUGAUGUCAUCAGGGACGGCGAGUCGCUGUCCUCCCGUCCGUUCCGUAACGCCGGGCGGGCGGGGCGACAGCUUUCUCUGUGCGGGACUCCGGAGAAAUCGUCCUACAGGCAGAUGUCUCUGUCCGAGCGCUCCUCCAUCAGGGUGGAGGAGAUCGUCCCGGCAGCCCGCGUCGCCAUUCAGACCAUGGAGGUGGGCGACUUCACCUCCACCGUGGCCUGCUUCAUGCGCCUCACCUGGGCCGCUGCAGCCGGCCGCUUGGACCUGGUCGGCAGCCCUCAGCCAAUCAGAGAGAGCCACGGCUCCCUCCUGCCACAGGGGGUCCGAACCAGAGUCAGCAGUACAGGGAGUAACUGCAGCUCCAGCAGUGAGGGGGAGAACACGCCAACAGCGCUGCAUGCUGGGAUAUGUGUGAGACAGCAGUGCGUUUCCAUCAAAGACACCAUCAUCGCCCGGGAAGCUCUGUCACUGCUGGUCACAUGUCUGCAGCUACGCUGCCAGCAGCUGUGUUCUUUUUACAACCUUCCCUCCGUCAACGAUUUCAUCAUCGAUGUUCUGCUGGGGUCUCCCAGCGGAGAGAUCCGCCGCGUGGCGUGUGACCAGCUCUACACGCUGAGCCAGACGGACACCUCGGCCUUCAACGAAGUCCAGAAGCCCAACUUGUUCCUCAUCUCGGUGGUCCUCACCGCCCAGCUGCCGCUGUGGAGUCCUACUUCCAUCAUGAGAGGGGUCAACCAGAGGUUGCUGUCCCAAUGCACCGAGUACUUUGACCUGAGAUGCCAGCUGCUGGACGACCUGACGACCUCGGAGAUGGAGGUGCUGAAGGUGAGCGCUGCCACCAUGUUGGAGGACGAGAUCUCCUGGCUCGACAACUUCGAGCCCAGCUGGAGCUCUGAGAUGGAGACCAGCGAGGCGGACAACAUCCUCCUGGCGGGACACCUGCGGCUCAUCAAGACGCUGCUCUCCCUCUGCGGCAGCGACAAGGAGCACCUGGGUGCAUCUCUCAUCCAGCAGCUGUUGGACGACUUCCUGUUUCGAGCCUCGCGCAUCAUCAUCAACAGUUCGAACCCGACGCCGUCGCCGGCCCCCAGCCACGACUUCCACCCGAAGUACGACACGUGCAGCACGGCCAGCAGCAGGCUGGCGGCCUACGAGGUGCUGGUGAUGCUGGCCGACAGCUCGCUGUCCAACCUGCGGCUCAUCACCAAAGAGCUCAUGUCCAUGCACCACCAGUCGGACCCGUCCCUCUGCAAGGAGUUCGACUACCUCCCCCCCGUGGAGAGCCGGUCCGUCUCAGGCUUUGUGGGGUUGAAGAACGGCGGAGCCACGUGCUACAUGAACGCUGUGUUUCAGCAGCUCUACAUGCAGCCCGGCCUUCCAGAGGCCUUCCUGUCCAUCGAGGACGACACGGAUCAGCCGGAGGAGAGCGUCUUCUACCAGGUCCAGUCUCUGUUCGGCCACCUGAUGGAGAGCAAGCUGCAGUACUACAUCCCAGAGAACUUCUGGAAGAUCUUCAAGAUGUGGAACAAGGAGUUGUACGUGAGGGAGCAGCAGGAUGCUUACGAGUUCUUCACCAGCCUGGUGGACCAGCUGGACGAGCAUCUCAAGAAAAUGGGUCGGGAGCAGAUCUUCAAAAACACGUUUCAGGGAAUCUUCUCCGACCAGAAGAUCUGUAAAGACUGUCCUCACCGGUACGAGCGAGAAGAAACCUUCAUGGCGUUGAACCUCGGCGUGACGUCCUGCCAAAGCCUGGAGAUCUCCCUGGACCAGUUUGUGAGGGGCGAGGUGCUGGAGGGCAGCAACGCCUACUACUGCGAGAAGUGCAAGGAGAAGAGAACCACGGUGAAGAGGACCUGCAUCAAGUCCCUGCCCAGCGUCCUCUGCAUCCACCUCAUGCGCUUCGGCUUCGACUGGGAGAGCGGGCGCUCCAUCAAAUACGACGAGCAGAUCCGGUUCCCCUGGGUGCUGAACAUGGAGCCCUACACCGUCUCCGGGAUGGCCCGUCAGGACUGCAGCGGAGAGGGCGGCGAGGGGCGCGGCGAGGGGCCCUCGGGGGGCUCGCCCAGGAAGAAGGUCACCAUCUCUGAGAAUUACGAGCUGGUGGGGGUCGUGGUCCACAGCGGGCAGGCGCACGCCGGCCACUACUACUCCUUCAUCAAGGACAGACGCGGCAGCGCUCGGGGACGUUGGUACAAGUUCAACGACAACGUGGUGGAGGAGUUCGACAUGAACGACGAAACCCUGGAGUACGAGUGCUUUGGUGGAGAGUACCGCCCCAAAGUCUACGACCAAUCCAAUCCGUACCCCGACGUGCGGAGAAGGUACUGGAACGCCUACAUGUUGUUCUAUCAGAAGAUCAGCGACCAGAACUCGCCCGUCCUGCCCAAGAAGAGCCGAGUGAGCAUCAUGAGGCAGGAGGCCGAGGACCUGACCCUGUCUGCCCCCUCCUCCCCCGACGUGUCCCCCCAGUCCUCCCCCCGGCCCCCCCGGGCCAACAACGACCGCCUCACCCUCCUCACCCGCCUGGUCCGCAAGGGGGAGAAGAAGGGUCUGUUUGUGGAGAAGAUGCCCGCCAGCAUCUAUCAGAUGGUGAGAGACGAGAACCUGAAGUUCAUGAAGAACCGAGACGUCUACAACAGCGACUACUUCAACUUCACGCUCUCUCUGGCCUCCGUCAACGCGACAAAGCUGAAGCAUCCCGACUACCAGCCGAUGGCCAAAGAGAGCCUCCGGCUGGCCGUGCACUUCCUGUUCCACACCUACCUGCACACCAAGAAGAAGCUCCGGGUGGACACGGAGGAGUGGAUGGCGACGGUGGAGGUGCUGCUGUCUAAGAGCCGCGAGGCGUGUCAGUGGAUGGUUCAGUACCUGGUGGGACCGGAGGGCCGCGAGAUCACCAGGGUGUGCCUGCUGGAGUGCAGCGUGCGGGAGGUGCGGGUGGUGGUGGCCUCCGUCCUGGAGAAGACCCUGGAGAGCGCCCUCCACUUCGGGGACCCGGGGGUGGACGACCUGACGGACACGCUGCUCUCGCUGCUGGACAAAGACGUCCCGGAGAACGUGAAGAACUGCGCGCAGUACUUCGGCCUCUUCAGCAGCUUCGCCCAGCAGGGGUGCGGCUCGUGUCAGCUGCUGCUGAAGCACUCUGCGUACCGCCGGAUGCUCGUCUUCCUGCUGGGACCAAACCGGCAGAACAACCAGAACCGGCGGUGGAGUCCGGCUCAGGCUCGUGAGUUCCUCCACCUCCACAGCGCUCUGGCCCUCAUCACGCUGCACUGCGACCUCAACCCCCAGCGGACGGAGGGUGAGCGCUCUCGCAUUCCUUUUUAA